AUGGAUUUCAGGCAGAAUCCCGGCUUCGCGCCCGGGCAGGCUGUGUUCUUGCCCCCCGGCAGCUGGCCCGGCAGCGGGUUGCCAGUCGCGCAAUUCCAGUCGGACGGACGCGGCGGGAUGAUGGGAAUGACCGCGGGACUGCAGGUGGCGAUGGGGCAGAACCAGUCGAUGAUGAUGGCCGCGCCGCCGCAGGGCCCCGCGGUCGCACAGGCGCCGGGCGGCCACGCGCACCACCCAAAGCCGAAAGUGACGUGCACGCACCCUGGCUGCGGAAAGGAGUUUGCGUGGCAGCAGGACCUCGCCAAGCACGUUCGCAGGUACCACAGCGGCGAGGAACCGCGUUUCGCGUGCACGCACGACGGUUGCGACAAGAAGUUCUACGAGCGCAAGCUCCUCGUCGCGCACGAGCGCACGCACACGGACGAGAGGCCCUUUGCGUGUAAGCACCCGGGCUGCGGCAAGGCGUUUCGAGCCAGGAACGCGCUGGCGUACCACCAGAAGGCGCUGCACGAGUCAGGCGUCGUGCUACGAUGCACCGAAGACGGGUGCAGGUUCACCACGCGAAAGGCCGAGGCGCUCGCCACGCAUAAGCUCCGGCACCAGCAGCGAGCCGCGGCGAAGGUUUGGAAGCAGCAGAAGAAGGGCGAGGUGCAGGCGGCGGUGAAGACGGCAAAGGAGGAGUUACGAACGAAGAGCGCGGAGCUCGUGAACGUGCAGAAACAGCUCGCGCAGGAGCAAAAGGCUCACGCCAAGGCGCUGAAAGAGCUCAACGCGCUCAAGGCGACGCACGCGAAGAUGAAGAGGAAGGUCACGGCUUCCGCCACCGAGCUCGAGAGUCUCCGCCAGCAAAAGCGAGCGAGAACUGGCGGAGGCAAGGACGCCGGCGCGGUCGGCGGGAAGACUAAGGCGACCGGGAACGGCGCGGGCGGCGGCGGCGGCGGCGGCGUCGGCGGGGAGAGGAACGCGCCCGCGCUGAUGCCGGAGAUUGUCCUCCUCGACGGACCCACCGGCAAAAUGCCGAUGCUCGCGAUGGACGCGCCGGCUGCGUUGACUGCCGCCGCGUCCUCCGCGCGGGCACGCGAAUCCGACGCCGCCGCCGCGAGGCAGCUUGUCGACGGCGUCGUCGUUCCCGGAGCGGUCGCCGGGUUUGGUUAUCCCGGCGGGGUGGGCACGCGCGUGGCGCCGCCGCCGCCACUCGCGACUACUCUGAACGUCAACGGGACGAUGCGGAGGCUGCAGCCGGUUUGCGCGCAGGCGCUGCCGUGGUCCACGUCGUUCAUCGGGUGCCCGGGGAUCAAGUGCGACGACGGGCACGACUUCACCGAGCUUUUCCUCGAGGACGGGUCGAGGAACGCGGGCAAUAGACGGACGACGCCGCUGGAGGUUGAGCACCCCAAGGACGUCGCGGCGUUUCACGCGCGAAGCACCAACUGCCCGUGGGCCAAGCCCAACCUCCAGGUCACCCUGGAGAAGGCUUCCGACCCCAUGGCGCUCCACGCGUUGCUCAACGAGAUCGCGCCCAAGAAGGCGCUCAAAGUGAAGCGCGUGGACGGUCAGUGCGCCGCGUGCUACGCGGCUCACGUGGCGUUGGCGGCGAGGCUCCGGGCGAAGCACAACGCUAAACCCGCGGGGGAGCCGGCGGCGGAUGAGGUUGAUGCGGCGGAUGAGGUUGACGGGUUGGUCGAGGACGCGCUGGUCGACGGCGACGGCGACGGCGACGGCGAUGACGAUGAUGCGGUUGCGGAGGAGACGCCUCGCGCCGUGCGGUCCAGGCGCGGCGUCUGA
Molecule: messenger RNA, 1785 nt
Organism: Micromonas commoda
Lineage: Eukaryota; Viridiplantae; Chlorophyta; Mamiellophyceae; Mamiellales; Mamiellaceae
Exons: 2
Coding region: 1-1785 (594 amino acids)
Biological process (GO): regulation of transcription by RNA polymerase II
Cellular component (GO): nucleus
Source: RefSeq, a predicted model, not a curated record